AUGUCCACCACGAACCCCCCCUCCUACGACGUUGCCAUCAUCGGCUCCGGCCUCGGGGGUCUCGGCGCCGCCAUCGCCCUGCGCCGGGCCGGCCACGCCGUGACCGUGUACGAGCGGUACGACUUUGGCGGCGAGGUCGGCGCCUCCCUCUCGCUCGCCUCCAACGGCUCGCGCUUCCUGCAGGAGUGGUCCGUCGACAUUGCCCGCGCCCGGCCCGUCGUCCUGCGCAGCCUCGUCCGGCACGCGUGGGCGUCGGGCGACGUCACCGGCACGUACCCGCUCGGCGACUACCGCGCGCGCUUCGGCACCGACUACAACAACUUUCACCGCAUCGACCUGCACCGGCUCCUCAAAGACACGGCGCUGGCGACGGAGGGGCAAGGGCCGCCGGCGGUGCUGAAGACGUGGCACAGGGCGACGGCGCUGGACCCGGAGACGGGGAGGAUCGCGUUUGAGAAUGGAAACGCGGCGCAGCACGACGCGGUCAUUUGCGCGGAUGGCAUCCGCAGCGUGAUGCGCACGCAGCUCGGCGUCGAGCCCGAGGUCGCGCCGUCCGAGUCGUGCUGCUACCGGUGCAUCAUCCGCCGCGACCGGCUCGCCGAGCUGGGCCUGCAGGAGUUUGCCGACAACAGCGCCAUUGAGUUUUGGGGCGGCGAGGGCAUCGAGAAGAUUGUCAUGAGCCCGUGCUCCGACAACGCCGUCGUCAGCUGCUACUGCUUCUACCCGGCCUCCAGGAACGGCCCGCAGACCGACAGCUGGCACCUCUCCACCACGGGCGCCAACCUCGCCGCCACGUUCCCCGACCUCGACCCGCGCAUGCGGCUGCUGUUUGAAAACGCCGAGGACAUCAACAUGUGGCGGCUGUACAACCACGCGCCGUACCCGCGCUGGACGCAAGGCGCCGCCGCGCUGCUUGGGGAUGCCGCGCACCCCAUGAUGCCGGACCAGUCGCAGGGCGCGUGCAUGGCCAUGGAGGACGCGGGCGCGCUGGGCAUCCUGUUUUCGGAGCGGUACGCGGACGUCGGCGUUAGGGAUAAGCUGCAGGUGUAUGAGCGGGUGAGGAAGCCGCGCGCGACGAGGCUGCAGGAGGCGAGCCGCCGCGCGAGGACCGACAUCAGGGAGCGCAUCGGCUGGAGCAGCGCGAGCGAUCGGCCAGGGAAGCUGACGAUUGAGGAGGUGUGCGGGUAUGACAUGCAUGCGCACAUUGCCGAGCUGGUGGCAGAGUAUAAAAAGGAAACAGCAUGA
Akanthomyces muscarius is the source of this 1245-nucleotide messenger RNA. RefSeq lists its product as uncharacterized. Bases 1 to 1245 code for a protein of 414 amino acids. Gene Ontology annotation, molecular function: FAD binding; monooxygenase activity. Lineage: Eukaryota; Fungi; Ascomycota; Sordariomycetes; Hypocreales; Cordycipitaceae. The record is from RefSeq and is a predicted model, not a curated record. The transcript has a single exon.